Molecule: messenger RNA, 8721 nt
Organism: Sarcophilus harrisii (Tasmanian devil)
Lineage: Eukaryota; Metazoa; Chordata; Mammalia; Dasyuromorphia; Dasyuridae
Gene: MYH11
Product: myosin heavy chain 11
Exons: 42
Coding region: 138-5963 (1941 amino acids)
Cellular component (GO): myosin complex
Molecular function (GO): actin filament binding; ATP binding; cytoskeletal motor activity
Source: RefSeq, a predicted model, not a curated record
UCAGCUCUCCCUCUAUAUAGUCAGGCUGAAGAGACAGAGGGGAUUUGGAUUGUCCCAGCUGUGAACUGUGCAGGAUCCGAAUUCUCCGGUUUCUUCUCCGCUUUCCCUAACAGGAUAUCUGUGAUCACUGAGACAUCAUGGCCCAGAAAGGUCAGCUCAGUGAUGAUGAGAAGUUCCUCUUCGUGGACAAAAACUUCAUCAAUAGCCCAGUGGCCCAGGCCGACUGGUCAGCCAAAAAACUAGUAUGGGUCCCUUCAGAGAAGCAGGGCUUUGAAGCUGCAAGCAUCAAAGAGGAGAAAGGGGAUGAAGUGGUUGUAGAACUGACUGAGAAUGGUAAGAAAAUUACAGUUGGCAAAGAUGACAUCCAGAAGAUGAAUCCCCCCAAAUUCUCCAAAGUAGAAGACAUGGCAGAACUGACCUGCCUCAAUGAAGCAUCUGUGUUACACAAUCUGAGGGAGAGAUAUUUCUCAGGACUUAUUUAUACUUAUUCUGGCCUAUUCUGCGUUGUGGUCAAUCCCUACAAAUACCUGCCCAUUUAUUCAGAGAAGAUAAUUGACAUGUACAAAGGGAAGAAGCGACACGAGAUGCCCCCCCACAUCUACGCCAUUGCGGACACAGCCUACCGGAGUAUGCUGCAAGACCGGGAAGAUCAGUCUAUCCUGUGCACAGGUGAAUCUGGAGCUGGGAAGACAGAAAACACCAAAAAGGUCAUCCAGUAUCUAGCUGUGGUGGCUUCCUCUCAUAAGGGGAAAAAGGAUACAAGCAUCACUCAAGGCCCAUCUUUUGCUUACGGUGAGCUGGAAAAACAACUUCUACAAGCGAAUCCUAUUCUGGAAGCUUUUGGCAAUGCCAAAACUGUCAAGAAUGACAACUCCUCGAGAUUCGGCAAAUUCAUCCGCAUCAACUUUGAUGUCACAGGCUACAUUGUGGGAGCCAACAUUGAAACAUACCUGCUGGAAAAGUCACGUGCCAUUCGCCAAGCAAGAGAUGAAAGGACUUUUCACAUCUUUUAUUAUAUGAUUGCUGGGGCUAAGGAACAAAUGAAAAACGAUUUAUUACUUGAAGGCUUCAACAACUAUACAUUUCUUUCCAAUGGCUUUGUACCCAUUCCUGCUGCCCAGGAUGAUGAGAUGUUCCAGGAGACCUUGGAGGCCAUGGGAAUUAUGGGUUUCAGUGAAGAAGAACAGCUUGCCAUGUUGAAGGUUGUUUCAUCUGUCCUGCAGCUUGGAAAUAUUGUCUUUAAGAAGGAAAGAAAUACAGAUCAAGCAUCUAUGCCAGAUAACACAGCUGCUCAGAAAGUUUGCCAUCUAAUGGGUAUAAAUGUGACAGAUUUCACCAGGGCCAUCCUUACUCCCCGUAUCAAAGUUGGACGGGAUGUGGUGCAGAAGGCUCAGACCAAAGAACAGGCUGACUUUGCCGUAGAAGCAUUGGCCAAAGCAACAUAUGAGCGCCUCUUCCGCUGGAUACUGACCCGAGUGAACAAGGCUUUAGAUAAAACCCACAGACAAGGAGCAUCCUUCUUAGGGAUCCUGGACAUUGCUGGAUUUGAAAUCUUUGAGGUUAAUUCCUUUGAACAACUCUGCAUCAAUUAUACAAAUGAAAAACUACAACAGCUCUUCAACCACACCAUGUUUAUCCUUGAGCAAGAGGAAUAUCAGAGGGAAGGGAUUGAGUGGAAUUUUAUUGACUUUGGCCUGGAUCUGCAACCUUGCAUUGAACUGAUUGAGAGGCCGAAUAACCCUCCUGGUGUCCUGGCCCUCUUAGAUGAAGAGUGCUGGUUCCCUAAAGCUACAGACAAGUCCUUUGUAGAGAAGCUAUGCUCAGAACAGGGCAACCAUCCCAAAUUUCAGAAACCCAAACAGCUCAAGGAUAAGACUGAGUUUUCCAUCAUCCACUAUGCUGGAAAGGUUGACUACAAUGCAAGUGCUUGGCUAACAAAGAAUAUGGACCCCCUGAAUGAUAACGUGACUUCUCUGCUCAAUGCCUCCUCAGACAAGUUUGUGGCUGACCUAUGGAAAGAUGUGGAUCGCAUUGUGGGGCUGGACCAGAUGGCCAAGAUGACAGAAAGCUCACUGCCCAGCGCCUCUAAGACAAAGAAAGGCAUGUUUCGUACAGUGGGACAGCUAUACAAGGAGCAACUUGGGAAGCUAAUGACUACCCUGAGGAACACCACACCCAACUUUGUUCGAUGUAUCAUCCCCAACCAUGAAAAGCGGUCUGGGAAACUUGAUGCAUUUCUGGUGCUGGAGCAGCUUCGAUGCAAUGGAGUCUUGGAAGGCAUCCGAAUCUGUCGUCAGGGCUUCCCCAACAGAAUUGUAUUCCAGGAAUUCCGCCAACGCUAUGAGAUUUUGGCAGCAAAUGCAAUUCCUAAAGGGUUCAUGGAUGGAAAGCAGGCUUGUAUCCUCAUGAUUAAAGCUCUAGAACUUGAUCCCAACUUGUACAGAAUUGGACAAAGUAAAAUCUUCUUUAGAACUGGUGUCCUAGCUCAUCUAGAAGAGGAGAGAGAUUUGAAGAUCACAGAUGUCAUCAUGGCGUUCCAAGCAAUGAGUCGGGGUUAUCUGGCAAGAAAAGCCUUUGCCAAGAGGCAACAGCAGCUCACUGCCAUGAAAGUCAUCCAGAGAAACUGUGCUGCCUACCUCAAGCUAAGGAAUUGGCAAUGGUGGAGGCUGUUCACCAAAGUGAAACCUUUGCUCCAAGUAACUCGCCAAGAAGAAGAAAUGCAGGCAAAGGAAGAUGAGCUCCAGAAGAUCAAGGAAAAGCAGCAGAAAGCAGAGACUGAACUCAAGGAACUGGAGCAGAAGCACACCCAGUUGGCCGAGGAGAAGAACCUCCUUCAGGAACAGCUCCAAGCUGAGACCGAACUGUAUGCAGAAGCAGAGGAGAUGCGGGUGCGACUGGCGGCAAAGAAGCAAGAGCUGGAAGAAAUCCUGCACGAGAUGGAGGCACGGCUGGAGGAAGAGGAGGACAGGGGCCAGCAGCUGCAGGCUGAGAAGAAGAAGAUGGCACAACAGAUGCUGGACCUUGAGGAACAGCUAGAGGAAGAAGAAGCUGCAAGGCAAAAACUACAGCUUGAGAAAGUCACAGCUGAGGCAAAAAUAAAGAAAAUGGAGGAUGACAUCCUGGUCAUGGAUGAUCAAAACAACAAAUUAACCAAAGAAAGAAAACUCCUCGAAGAAAGAAUAAGUGAUUUAACAACAAAUCUGGCAGAAGAAGAGGAAAAAGCAAAGAACCUUACAAAGCUAAAGAACAAGCAUGAAUCUAUGAUUUCAGAACUGGAAGUACGUCUAAAGAAGGAAGAGAAGAGUAGACAGGAGCUUGAGAAAAUGAAGAGGAAACUAGAGGGAGAUGCGAGUGACUUCCAUGAACAGAUUGCUGACCUCCAGGCCCAGAUUGCUGAGCUGAAAAUGCAGCUGGCCAAGAAAGAAGAGGAACUACAAGCAGCUCUGGCCAGGCUUGAUGAUGAAAUUGCUCAGAAAAACAAUGCCUUGAAGAAGAUAAGAGAAUUGGAGGGCCAUAUCUCUGAUCUCCAAGAAGAUUUGGACUCAGAACGGGCAGCAAGAAAUAAGGCUGAGAAACAGAAAAGAGACCUGGGGGAAGAGCUGGAGGCAUUGAAGACAGAGCUAGAAGAUACCCUGGACAGCACAGCAACACAGCAGGAACUCAGAGCCAAGAGGGAACAAGAAGUGACAGUACUGAAGAAGGCCCUCGAUGAGGAGACUCGGACACAUGAAGCCCAAGUCCAAGAGAUGAGACAGAAACACACACAGGCUGUAGAAGAACUCACAGAGCAAUUGGAGCAGUUCAAGAGGGCUAAAGCUAAUCUGGACAAGAACAAGCAGACCCUGGAAAAAGACAAUGCAGAUCUAGCCAAUGAACUGAGGUCCCUGAACCAAGCGAAGCAAGAGGUGGAACACAAAAAGAAGAAGCUGGAGACACAGGUUCAGGACCUCCAGUCCAAAUGCAGUGACGGGGAACGGGUGCGGGCAGAGCUCAAUGACAAAGUCCACAAGUUACAGAAUGAAGUGGAGAGUGUCACUGGGAUGCUGAAUGAGGCAGAAGGGAAGACCAUAAAAUUGGCCAAAGAUGUUGCAUCCCUAGGAUCCCAGCUGCAGGAUACUCAAGAAUUGCUCCAAGAAGAAACACGACAGAAGUUGAAUGUGUCUACUAAACUUCGCCAGCUAGAGGAUGAAAGAAAUAGCCUGCAAGAUCAACUGGAUGAGGAAGUGGAAGCCAAGCAAAAUCUGGAGCGACACAUCUCAACUCUUAAUAUACAGCUCUCUGAUUCAAAGAAGAAGCUGCAAGAUUUUGCCAGCACUGUGGAGGGCCUUGAAGAAGGCAAAAAGAAGCUCCAGAAAGAAAUUGAAGGCCUUACCCAGCAGUAUGAGGAGAAAGCAGCAUCUUAUGACAAACUGGAAAAGACUAAGAACAGGCUUCAGCAGGAACUGGAUGACCUAGUUGUGGACUUGGACAACCAGCGCCAACUGGUGUCCAAUUUGGAAAAGAAACAAAAGAAGUUUGACCAGUUGUUAGCAGAGGAGAAAAAUAUCUCUUCCAAAUACGCUGAUGAAAGAGACAGAGCAGAGGCGGAAGCUAGAGAGAAGGAAACAAAAGCCUUGUCCUUAGCCCGGGCUCUGGAGGAGGCUCUGGAAUCCAAAGAAGAACUUGAAAGAACCAACAAAAUGCUCAAAGCCGAAAUGGAAGAUCUGGUUAGCUCCAAGGAUGAUGUGGGCAAAAACGUCCAUGAACUAGAGAAAUCCAAACGAGCUCUGGAAACCCAGAUGGAAGAGAUGAAGACUCAACUAGAGGAACUGGAGGAUGAGCUGCAGGCCACCGAGGAUGCCAAGCUGAGGCUGGAGGUUAACAUGCAAGCCCUGAAGGGCCAAUUUGAGAGAGAUCUCCAGGCAAGGGAUGAGCAAAAUGAAGAGAAGAGAAGGCAGCUGCAGAAGCAGCUCCAUGAGUAUGAGACAGAACUAGAAGAUGAACGAAAGCAGAGGGCCCUGGCAGCUGCAGCCAAGAAGAAAUUGGAAGUAGACAUCAAAGAUCUGGAACUUCAAGCUGACUCAGCCAUCAAAGGGCGGGAGGAGGCCAUCAAGCAACUCCGUAAACUCCAGGCUCAGAUGAAGGACUUUCAAAGAGAGCUGGAAGAUGCCCGGGCCUCUAGAGAGGAGAUCUUUGCCACAGCCAAGGAAAAUGAGAAGAAAGCCAAGAGCUUAGAAGCAGACCUCAUGCAACUCCAGGAGGAUCUGGCUGCUGCUGAGAGGGCUCGAAAACAAGCAGACCUAGAGAAAGAUGAAUUGACUGAGGAAUUGGCCAGCAGUGUGUCUGGAAGGAAUGCCCUGCAAGAUGAUAAACGCCGCUUAGAAGCUCGAAUUGCCCAACUGGAGGAAGAACUGGAAGAAGAACAGGGUAACAUGGAGGCCAUGAGUGACCGGUUCAGGAAAGCCACACAGCAGGCAGAGCAGCUCAACAAUGAACUGGCCACAGAGCGCAGCGCAGCCCAAAAGAAUGAGAGUGCCCGGCAACAACUCGAGCGGCAGAACAAGGAACUGAGGAGCAAACUCCAAGAAAUGGAGGGGGCUGUCAAAUCUAAGUUCAAGUCAACCAUUGCUGCCUUAGAAGCCAAGAUCGCCCAGUUGGAGGAACAGGUGGAACAAGAAGCCAGGGAAAAACAGGCAGCUACCAAGACAUUACGCCAGAAGGACAAGAAGUUGAAAGAAGUCAUGUUGCAGGUGGAAGACGAAAGGAAGCUAGCCGAGCAGUACAAAGAACAGGCCGAGAAAGGUAACACCAGAGUGAAGCAGUUGAAGAGACAACUGGAGGAGGCAGAAGAAGAAUCCCAGCGCAUCAAUGCCAACCGCAGGAAGCUCCAGAGAGAAUUGGAUGAAGCCACAGAGAGCAACGAGGCCAUGGGUCGAGAAGUGAAUGCACUCAAGAGCAAACUCAGGAAACGCCCUAGCAUGUGAUUUUACACCAAGCAAUACUUAAUUCUUAAGGAUUUCAAGAAGCUGUACACUGAAUGAAUUGCUGGAGUUGAAUUGCUGGAGUUUUCUUUUCUGCAUGAAGUCUUCUGCACCCUUAAAAACACAUUGAUAAUUGAGGAUCAAUAUUUUGCCACUGACACUUUUUUUUUUGAAGGAAAACUGCUCCCAUCUGACUACUGUGAUUCACAAACCACAUUAAAUCACAAAGCACUAUAUUUAUGGAGACCACAACCAAUGUUCUCUCACAAAUAUGCUUUUGCAAACAGCAUCGGCAUCAGGGAAAGAAAUCUAUCACCAAAAUAUUUCAUUAGUGCCUGAACUGCAUGAAGCUUGACAAUGUCCUAACUUCCGAUGGCCACUUAACUCAGUGUAGGUUAUAGGAAGCUCUAGGCUAGCCACUGCAAAACCAGCUACCAUCCUUAUGGCAAAAUUGUUUGAAGCCACAGAACAAUGCAUUCAUGGAAUGUGGGGCAGAACACUUGAAAAUGCUUGUGGAGGUCUUUUGCAGGAGAUGGAACUUUUAAUUUCUGGAAAAUUGUCUUUUUCAAUUUAGUUAUGUCACUUGCAAACUGGUUGCCCUUCUUUUCUGAGACCAUAUAACCCUGUUGUAAUAUUUGUGUGAAUCUUCUCUUUGGGGCAGUCUCUGCUUUGCUACUAUCAGCAAAAUAUUUAAAGAUGAAUCAUGUCUUAGCAAAAGCUUUAUUAUCAGCUUUAUAUCUCACUUUUCUAAUUCUGCAGAACCAUCCUGAGCUGUCAGUAGAUAAAGUUCUAAAAAUCACUUUUUUUUUUUAAGGGGUCAGAAGGUGAAACACUCUUUUGAUAAAGAUAGGGACUUACUUCAAACAGCCAAAGGCUUGAGGCUUGAUUUGCUACAAUGAGGAGGCUGGCAAAAUUCUCAAGUACUGAAAUGAAACUGGUUUAAGAAGAUUCUAAACAAGGUCCUCAAAAGUAGUAGUAUCCUUAAAGCAAAUUAUUUUUUUAUAGGGAUGUUUACUUAAUUGAACUUACCUUAUCUCAUGUUAUAACAGACCCAACUCUUAGCAUUGGGAUUUAAAACUACUUCCCUUCAAGACAGGGAUUCCUGAUUUGCAAGCUUCCUUUGGAUACUAGAAUGAGAACAGAAAGCAGGAAAACAUGUAGGGCAAGGAUAUUAAAAUUCAUUUUUUAACUGUAGGAUUUAUAAUUGGAAGGGACCUUAGGAAUGAUUUAGUCCAGCCUAAUUUUACAGAGAGGGAAACCAAGGAGACCGCAGUAGUUAUUUGCUCAGGAUCACACAGUAGUAGAUAUGAAUUGAAACCGAGGUAUGAUUCCAAACUGCCUUGUAAUUAACUGCCUUAUCUAUGUUUUCCCUGACAGAUCCAUUUCAUAACUAUUUAUCUGGGAGACUUUAACACAUGGAUUGUCUGUUUUACUUAGUUUUCUCCCUUCUCUUUCAACUUUUGGCAUUAACUAUGGUGCGGGGGAGGAUGUAUACAUGCAUAUUCAAAAGGAUAAACUCAGAAUGUAUCCCUACCUUGAUACUUCAAGGAAAGUGAAUUAUAUGUAUGUACCUUCCCCCUCCCACUCUAGUUCAUUCAACUUUAAAGUCUUGGAAAAUACUGUCCUAAAUGAUUAAGCUUUUAGAACCAAAAGAAAAGCCUACAAGUGUUACUACCUUGAAGUUCUAAGGUGGUUUUUAAGGUGUAAAUUACUCACCCUUUGAAAUGAAUGAAGCUGACAUGAUACAACUUUAACUAUUUAUACACGAUUGCUGCCCACUUGGAAACAACUCAUUUCAAAAGCUGGUAGUAUAUAAAAGCCAUUGUUUUUAAGUUUCCAAUACAACCUGAGUGACUUUUGCUACUUUUCUCAGCAAUCAUGAAAUACAGUCCCUUGCUUAUGUCUAAAAUCUUACCUCUUAAUAUAGUUGUUCCUUUGGAAUUAAAACAAAAACAAAACAAAAACAAAAGACUAUGAUUUUCUCUUGCCCUCAACAUGUCUACCAAGAGCCAUGGUGCUAUUAGAUAACUUUCUCUAACAGAACAUACUUUGUUGCUCUCAAACAUUGACAAGGGAGCAAGGCCUACCUUCAAGAUCAGAGACAUAAAAGUCUAAGCUGGGAUAACCUUCCUCCCACUCACUUAAAAACAUUUCAACUAUUUGCAAUUACUCUUCUGGAGGAAAAUUUUCUCUCCGGUUGCUUCUUCAUCCUUCCCAAUAUUUGCAGACCCUUUUCAUUUAAAUAAUUUCUUUCAAUCCAGCAAAAUUAAAUUGAAUAUGGACCUGAGGUACAUUCAUCUGUUUUCCCUUUGGUACUUAUAAACUUAUCUUUUCAUCUUAAUGGCAGUCUUUCAGCUGCUGUUGCAGAGUGAAUUUUUACUAAUAAAGCACUUAUUUCAAAAUGAGUCAGAACUGUAAGUCAGAACCAGCUGCUGCCUGAGCAGCACAUAGGUAGAAAAGGUAGUUUCCACAAGUUACUACUAAAAACUAAAUAAUUAGACAACAAACUGAAAUUUAAAAGUCCUUAAAUCCCUUAUACUUAAGACUGCUCCUUUCCCUCCCCAAAAUCUGAGUGCUCUUUGUGACUCUUGCCUCUUGAAAAAUAUUCUUGGUUAUUUGUUUUAAGCCAAUUUCAAACAGAUAAAACUAUAUUUUGAGGGAGGAAAGGAAGUUAGCCUUGAAUUUCCUCAGGAUGGAGAGUUUUACCUUCAUAAAAGGGUCUAAAGAAAAUUAAUCCUUCUCUUUGAAUAGCCACCUUUUU